Molecule: messenger RNA, 2200 nt
Organism: Aspergillus alliaceus
Lineage: Eukaryota; Fungi; Ascomycota; Eurotiomycetes; Eurotiales; Aspergillaceae
Product: ubiquitin-specific protease UBP6
Exons: 3
Coding region: 69-1784 (571 amino acids)
Biological process (GO): proteasome-mediated ubiquitin-dependent protein catabolic process; regulation of proteasomal protein catabolic process; protein deubiquitination
Molecular function (GO): protein binding; proteasome binding; cysteine-type deubiquitinase activity
Source: RefSeq, a predicted model, not a curated record
GCGCCACUUUCAUCAAGCAGAAGCCAAGGAGAGACUUUCUGAGAUUACCUUCCCAAGGUUGACAUAAAAUGGCGUCUAUACCAGUUAUUGUGAAGCACCAGGGUAAACGUCAUGAGGUCGAGCUGGACCCAUCCUCGAACGGUGAAACACUCAAGUACCAACUAUAUUCCCUCACCGGUGUUGAACCCGAGCGACAGAAAAUCCUGGUCAAAGGAGGACAACUCAAAGAUGAAACUCCACUGUCCUCGCUCAACGCCAAACCGGGCCAGACAUUCAUGAUGAUGGGGACGCCUGCUGGUGGCCAGGGCUCCGCGGAUUUGGGCCGCCCGAAAGAAGCAGUGAAGUUUCUGGAGGACAUGACGGAGGCUGAGGCAGCAAGGGCAGAGGGGGCUACCCCUGCUGGUCUUCAGAACCUUGGUAAUACUUGCUAUCUCAACUCAACGCUACAGACACUGAGAAGUGUUCCCGAGCUCCAGCAGGAGCUUCAGAGAUACCGUCCUUCUGCAGGUGCGGGUGGAUCAUCGAACCUCUCCGAUCUCAGCAGUCUUGGGCUUGGCGGUCUCGGCGCUUCGAUGGACCUUACCUCCUCUCUGAGAGAUCUAUUCAAGCAGAUGUCUGAAACGCAGGAAGGUUUCCCACCACUUAUGUUUCUUAACGCUCUGAGGAACGUGUUCCCCCAGUUUGCUCAGAGAGAUCGAAAUGGCCAUGGUUAUGCCCAACAAGAUGCCGAAGAGGCUUGGUCCCAGAUCGUAACUCAGUUGCGGAAUAAACUUAUGAUCAAGGAGGGUGAGGGGGAAUCUAGCAACGAGGUAUCUUUUGUGGAUAAGUACCUUGCCGGAAGGUUUGAGUCUGUUACGGAAUGUGAUGAUCCGGGAGCAAAAGAGGCUGGCGAACAACCUACUCAAAGCUCAGACGUCUUUUAUAAGCUUGAUUGUCACAUUGGUAAAGAAACUAAUCACCUGCACGAUGGCAUCAAAGCUGGUCUCGAAGAGAAGAUUGAGAAGCGUUCCCCUACUUUGGAUCGUGAUGCUGUGUACACGAAACGUUCAAGUAUUGCUCGAUUGCCCAAAUACUUGACUGUACAUUUUGUUCGGUUCUUUUGGAAGCGUGAAACCCAGAAAAAGGCUAAGAUCAUGCGUAAAGUAACGUUUCCUGCUGAGUUGGAUGCGGUGGAUUUCUGUACGGACGAACUCAAACGACAACUGAUCCCCAUUCGAGACAAAGUACGGGAGAUCCAAAAGGAAGAACUUGAUAUCGAGCGUGCUCGCAAGCGUCAGAAGACCACACAUCAGCAGGAGGUAGAGAAAAACACUGAAGUGGAGACCUCUCUGGAGCCAACGCAGAAGAAGAAAGCAUCCGAAGAACGCAAAAAUGCAGGGAAGGCUGCCGAGAAGGAUGGUGAUUCCGCAAUGGAAGAUGUCUUCAAGUCCGAUGCAGACUAUGAGGCUGAAAAAGCAGCUUCUAUACUUGCAGCGAAGAAAGAGCUUUCCUUGCUUAUCGAUCCGAAGCUCGGCUCGGACGAGGGUACUAACAAGUCAGGCCUUUAUGAGUUACGUGGAGUAAUCACGCACCAAGGUGCCAGCGCCGAUAGUGGUCACUACACCGCAUAUGUCAAAAAGCAAGCCAACGGUAACAAGGAAGAGGACGGAAAGUGGUGGUGGUUCAACGAUGAGAAAGUGACCGAAGUAGAGGCGGAGAAGAUCGAGACUCUUUCUGGCGGCGGCGAGUCCCAUUCUGCGCUGAUCCUCCUCUACCGCGCGAUUGACCUCCCCACUGCGAACUGAGUAUACUCAUAGUAGGGGCUUCGGAUUCACGGGUUCACAAGGCCCAUGAUAAUCAAAAAUUAAUCGCACAUGUUGAACACGAGUGAUGUCUACAUUAGUGGGAGAAAUAGUUUGGCUUUAGGUGUUGUUUCUUAUGACGCUCAGCUUGGCCCUGUUCAUUUAACUCUGUGAGAUGUCUUCUGUGCUAGGGAACCCUUUGAAACUGCCCUGCUAGCAGCGGGAUUCCCGCCUUUCAUGCGUGCUAGAUUGGAUAGACCCAACACUUAGAAUAAAGGAAAUAUCAGGAGCCAGCUGUUCAAGAGCCUUGCAACUAUAUCGAUAGGAAAUACUAGUAGCCAUCGCAUAUCGUAUCACGUGAUACGGAAAUUGAUGCCUCGGCAUAUCCACUAUGAGCUCGCAGGUAAUUCAACCGCCAA